AUGACCGUCGGGAUCACGCUCGCCGCCCGUCCAUCGCCGCCCGCGACCGUCGCCCCGCGCUGCGCCCGCGCCCGCGACCGCUCGCGCGCGACGCGCGCGGCCGCGACCGCGCGCGCGACCGCUCCGUUAGAUCCGUCGCUUCCGUCGUCGUCAGGGUCGAUCGCGAUCGCGCGCCGCGUCACCGCGCUCGCCGCCGCGGCGACGCUCGCGGCCGCCGCGCCUCCCGCGCUCGCGGUCGGCCCGGUCUCCGUCCCGUUCGAGGACGUGACGUACGCGCGGGUGGAGUGCGCGAGAGGGACGAUGAGCAGCGUCGGCGGCGCGGUCAACGUCCGCGCGGGCGUCGCGUGCGUCGAGUUUUCCGCGACGGCGAAGAACCCGUCGAGCAAGGCGUUGAACAACGCGGACGUGUACGGGCGGGUGUACGACGGCAACGGCUCCGCGGUGACGGACGUGAGCGAGAACAACCGGAUCGCGUACGUGGACGAGGUGCCCGCGGGGACGUCGAAAGUCACGUUCGCGCUGACGAUGCCGGCGACGCAGUACGAAGCCGGCGCGUUAAGUUGGAGCGGGCUGAAGGCGAGCGGUUUCGCGGGUAAGAUUCUCCCGGGGCAGACGGGGGGGCUGGGGUUGCUCGGCGAGGACGAGUGCGAGCUCGCGGUGGACCCGGCGGAGUGCGAGAGCGACCGAGCCGCGAUGGGCGCGGUGCGAUGA
Micromonas pusilla CCMP1545 is the source of this 711-nucleotide messenger RNA. RefSeq lists its product as uncharacterized. Lineage: Eukaryota; Viridiplantae; Chlorophyta; Mamiellophyceae; Mamiellales; Mamiellaceae. The record is from RefSeq and is a predicted model, not a curated record. The transcript has a single exon. Bases 1 to 711 code for a protein of 236 amino acids.